Triticum turgidum subsp. durum (durum wheat) is the source of this 1419-nucleotide messenger RNA. Lineage: Eukaryota; Viridiplantae; Streptophyta; Magnoliopsida; Poales; Poaceae. The record is from the annotation of a GenBank genome assembly.
AUGCAUCUAAGGUGGGGACCUCGUCGGCGUUCCCCCCGGCUGCUAGCCCAAGGCGGCGGACCGGAUCUCAUCAGUGACCUCCCCGACGACCUCCUCCUCCUCGUCCUCGCCGGCCUACCCUGCGUCAGCGCUGCCGCGCGCACCGGGGUCCUCUCCCGCCGGUGGCGCAGCCUCUGGCCCCGCCUCCGCCAGAUCGUCUUCAGCGACGUCCCGCUCCACUCGCUCGAAGCGGUGCUCGACCGCUUACCUCGACCCCUGCCCUUGGUUUCCCUCAUCAAAAUCCGCUUCCCCAACGAGCGGCUACCAUGGCCGAUCCCCGAGGAGCGCCUGGUCGACGCUGCCAGCGUCAACUCGUUGCUCCGCGCCGCCGCGCGGCUCGAGCCGGAGGAGUUCGAGUUUGAGCUCCCCACGAACUUACUCGACGGUCCGCUCAUCGUCGACCUGCCUUGCUUCCACCGCGCCACCUCCAUCCUGCUGGACCUUCACCCCGUCGACGUCAUCCUCCGCGUGCCAACCGGCGUCGAGUUCCCCGCACUCGAGGAGCUGCACCUGUGGGCAUGCACCGCCGACAUUGACGCCUUGCUCUCCUGCUCCCCGCGCUUGCGCACGCUCUGCCUGAGUAACGUUUAUUCCGACAACGACGACCUCGCUGUGAGCGCCACGCUUGCGGUCAGCUCGGCGUCGCUGCAGGAGCUUGUCCUGCUUCAAACCGACUGGAUGGAUGGCGUCAACAUCGUUGCCCCCACGCUUAGGCAAUUGACCGUGUCUUUUCCGGCAAUGGAGAAGGUCAGCAUCUCGGUCUUGGCACCAAUGGUGGAGAUGGUCGCGUGGAGAUGCUGCUACUUCGAGCUGUCCAUCGUGUUCGGUGUUUGGCGACUCGAGCAGGUGACUCUGCAGACGGCUGAGAGACCAGGACAGCUGCCUUCGCUGCAGAUUCAUGCCAGCGCCAAUCCUAUUUUUGUCAGUGAAGAGGAGACAUUUAUGCACGAGAUAGAGAAGCAUAUGUUUGCCGAGUUUUCUGUUUUGGACCUACAUCUCGAAACAAAUGGACAUGUGUUUGGAGCGCUCGUGUUUCAUGUCCUAGGGAUGAAUAGAAUUUGUAGUGCUAUGCAGAAGCUUAAGGUCAUUCUACAGAGAUCAUCGGUGAAAGAAGGAUGCUCACCUCAUUGUCCAUGUGAGUCCACGGGGUGGAGAUCCCAAACUAUCUCCUUGACUCGAAUCAAAGAAGUGGAGAUCAGUGGUUGUGGAGGAGACGAUCAUGACAUUGAUUUCUUGAAACUGAUACUCAAAUGUGCGCCAAGGCUCAAAAAAAUGAUUGUGAAGCUGUCAGAUGGCGGGGCCUCAUCAAGUGACGAUGGAUGCACAAACAUAUACAACAUUUUCAAGGCUUAUUCUUCCGUGGAACUCUGUUUAUCUUAG